Molecule: messenger RNA, 1026 nt
Organism: Epithele typhae
Lineage: Eukaryota; Fungi; Basidiomycota; Agaricomycetes; Polyporales; Epitheliaceae
Exons: 1
Coding region: 1-1026 (341 amino acids)
Source: RefSeq, a predicted model, not a curated record
AUGACUGUGGUCGAGCUCCCCAACGAAAUCAUGGCAAUAAUCUUUAGAGAAGCCUGGCUUUCCUCGUCGUCGGGUGUUGAACGCACGUCUCUAUUCUUCGGAUUCAUGUUGACAGGCCCGAAUUUCACCGACGUCUUGGCCCCCCUGAUGGUUCGCUACCCUCGGCUUUGCACCACCGUCUCCCCACCCCACGCGUUGGACGCCGGGUUGCUGGACCGUGCGGUCAACGUCCGGCCCCGGAGACCGCCCCCAAUCCCACCAUCAAGCCGUCACAUCAAUAUCAACAUAUCGUUUCUCGAGGUCACGGCCAGCGACGCCCAGCUCUUCCUCUUCCGCGACCGAUGGUUCGUGCCGUGGGACGCCUUCCUCCACACCAACCUCAACACCGUAGUCCUAUGCCCCUCCGUCACCGUCUCCGGCACAGAACACUGCCCCCUCCUCCCAUCCCCCGCGUUCUCCGCGCGCUCGCGGCCGCCUUCCCCGCACUCACCCACCUCUACCUGGACAUCCCGUUCCCCACAACGGAGUGUACCACAGCGUGGGAAACCUCACCGGCGUCGUGUUCCCCAGCCUCAAAUUCAUCCGCCUGCGCAUUGCCGCCCUUCCCUGCUUCUGCGAUGGAAGUUGGUGCCGCCUUUCCCCGGGUACGAGUGGCAUAGGGAGUUCUGCUUCCCGAUGGCGCUUUGCGCGGUGGCUCCCGGCCUGGAACACCUCCAGUUCGACACCGCUUUCCCCUUACAUCACUUGCAACUCCCGUCGAGGGUCCGCCACCUGACCCUCGCCGCGACGCCCGUGCGGAUCCCGGGGCAAGAAGAAGCCAGCACGCUCGAGGGUUACGGGCUCGUCGCGGCCCUCCACGGUGGGCUGCUUAGGGUGACGGUACUGGGGGACGUUGCGCCUCGACGGCUGGAGAUCUGGAGCGGCACGGAGAUGGUGGUUGGAUACAAGAGUGUGGUGGCGGUGUGUGGGGAGUACGACAUCGAUACACUGAAGGUGGUUCAUUGGCAACAUGUCUUGAGUGAGUGA